Eurytemora carolleeae is the source of this 998-nucleotide messenger RNA. Its product is annotated as protein BCCIP homolog. The transcript is spliced from 10 exons. Bases 12 to 887 code for a protein of 291 amino acids. NCBI's taxonomy places the organism in Eukaryota, Metazoa, Arthropoda, Copepoda, Calanoida, Temoridae. Gene Ontology annotation, cellular component: nucleus. The record is from RefSeq and is a predicted model, not a curated record.
UUUUGUUUCAGAUGUCCUCAAGGUUUAAACAUCCCCGUCAGAUACCCCUAGAAACCCCAGACAAUUCUUCAGACAGCUCAGAUUCAGAAAACGAAGAGGGGAAAGAAAUACAGGUAGAAUUUGAGGCUCGGAGUCCUGAGGGUGAAGAUUUUCACGGAAUCAAAAGAUUGCUACAACAGCUUUUUCUGAGAUCAAGUGUGGUCGAUUGCAGUAAACUUACAGAUUCUAUCCUUGCUCAACGAGGUAUUGGAUCUGUGAUAAAACAGAGUAUUCCUGAAGAACUAGAAGGGGAUGAUAUUACAGAUGAUCCAAAUGAGGUAUACGCUAUCUCGACCGUGGUGAACUUGGCGGAGAAAACUAAAGAAUCAAUUUCCUCGCUCAGAAGAUUUAUUCUAGAACAGACGGCUAAGGGAAACGAUCGGCAAGUUCUCCAGUAUGUGACAGACCUAUUGAAGGGAAGCGUAGGAUUCCUCAUAAAUGAAAGAUUCAUAAAUAUUCCGGCACAGAUCACUGUGCCCCUGCUGGAAACCCUUGUUACUGAGAUGCGCAAGGCCCGAGAUAGAAACCUACCUUAUGAUUUCCAGCAUUAUAUUAUGAUAUCUAAACUGUACAAGACUAGGAACUUAACCACAGGUGUCAAUGGAGCAACAACAGAAACCCAGGCAGUCGUGUUCUCCAAUCCAGAAGAGGAACUUAUUGUGGGAGAAAGUGAACUCUGCAUUGAUUAUGAUGUGAGCAGCGAGUCCAAUAAUGAUGUUGGUGGAAAUUGGACGGAUGGGGUGGAAAUGAUCCCUUGGAGACGGAUUGUUGUGUUUCGAGCCGAGAAAUUAGACGGUUUGAUAAGAUCUGUUCGUGAAAGCUUUCCAACAUCCAGUAUUUCUUCAUAGGACUUUCACUCAUUCUUUUAGCAGUACACACACUGUUCAGUGUACUGCCUUAUAUAUAUUCUGUACAAGAACACACUGUGUAUCAAAUUAUAUUAUAUUUUGUUUUCAGAA